Salvia hispanica is the source of this 1226-nucleotide messenger RNA. Its product is annotated as homeobox-leucine zipper protein ATHB-54-like. Gene Ontology annotation, cellular component: nucleus. Lineage: Eukaryota; Viridiplantae; Streptophyta; Magnoliopsida; Lamiales; Lamiaceae. Gene Ontology annotation, molecular function: DNA-binding transcription factor activity, RNA polymerase II-specific; sequence-specific DNA binding. The record is from RefSeq and is a predicted model, not a curated record. Gene Ontology annotation, biological process: positive regulation of DNA-templated transcription.
CCCCUUCCCAUACAAGAAUCUGUUUCUCUCACCUCUGCACACCUUUCUUCACUCCCUAAAUCAUCUCCUGCUGUCUGAUGAUGGGCCUCACCCUUCCUUACACCUGCAUUUCCCUCGUCAACAUUAUGCUUAGCACCACCUUCUUCCGCCACAAGCCUUAUUAAUACUACAAUACACCUCUCUCUUUCUCUUUCUCUUUCUCUUUCUCUGCCACUCAACCUCUUGCAACUGAGAUUCACCUUCAAAAUUCCUGUCUUUUUUCCUGCUAUGGAGGGUGGAGGCGUCUUCGACGAUUCCCACAUGCCUAAUCUUGUCCUCAAGAGUGAGAGCUCCGAGGUUCUUGAUUCUCUCUGGGUUCCCAAUUCUUCCCCUUCUUUUCAAGGCUGUGCUUCCAUGGUGAGCUUCGAGGAUGUAAACACAACAACAACAACAACAAACAACAACAUGAAAUCGGAGAACUGCAAUGACGAUUUUGACCCUGCCUUCCACCAGCCGGCCGACAAGAAACGGCGGCUCUCGCACGAUCAAGUGAAGUUUCUGGAGAAGAGCUUCGAGGUCGAGAACAAGCUUGAACCCGAGCGCAAAAUCCAGCUGGCUAAAGAGGUCGGUUUGCAGCCGAGGCAGGUCGCGAUCUGGUUCCAAAAUCGACGCGCCCGCUACAAGACCAAGGUUCUCGAGAAGGAAUACGCCGCCUUGAAAGCCAGCUACGACAAACUCAGAUCGGACUACGACACCCUCUUCAAAGACAACGACAAGAUGCGAAACGAGGUUAAUCUGCUGACGGAGAAGUUGAUGAUGAGAGAGAAGGGGAAGAAGGAUUGCGAUUCGGAGGCGGAGAAGGCGGCGGUUGCUGCGGCGGCGAGCUCGGCGAAGAGUGAUGUGUUCGAUUCGGACAGCCCGCAUUGCACGGAGGGGGCGGCGCUGGAGCCGGCUGAUUCGUCUCACGUGUUCGAGAGAGGAGAGGCUUCGGAUUUCUCCCAAGAUGAAGACGACAGCCUUAUGCCGCCGUCUUGUUUUCCCAAGAUACAAGUCGAGUGCUACGAUGAUCUGCAACCAAACUCUUGCAAUCUCGGAUUUCCUGUUCAAGAUCAAGGCACAUGGUUCUGGCAAUAUUGAAUUUCUUGCUCUUUUUCAUGCCAUCAAAUCUGUGUAAAUAAAUGAAUUUUGCAUCUGCCUUCCUUCGUGUUUGUAUCGUAUAGAUAAAUCAAUCCCAGCUUCUGUUUUCA